This is a messenger RNA of Drosophila gunungcola (fruit fly), 1910 nucleotides long. RefSeq names its product serine hydroxymethyltransferase (gene Shmt). Gene Ontology annotation, cellular component: cytosol; nucleus; cytoplasm. The transcript has 4 exons. Gene Ontology annotation, molecular function: mRNA 5'-UTR binding; protein homodimerization activity; pyridoxal phosphate binding. NCBI's taxonomy places the organism in Eukaryota, Metazoa, Arthropoda, Insecta, Diptera, Drosophilidae. The coding region runs from base 235 to 1842 and encodes 535 amino acids. Gene Ontology annotation, biological process: folic acid metabolic process; protein homotetramerization; tetrahydrofolate interconversion. The record is from RefSeq and is a predicted model, not a curated record.
UGUUUCUUAACAAAUAUUGUUUACCUCGUAACACGUGUAAAAAUCCAGAUUUCGGAUGCUGGCCAAGCGAUAACGAUAGUAGACAGUGAAACUUUUGUUCGGCCUUAUCAAUAGGUUAGGGGUCAGGGGUUAUCAAUGACUUGAUAAGCCAGGCCUUCUCCCAUCGGCGGUGACGCUUGUUUUUUUUUUUUUUUUGCGGCAGUUCUGAUUCGAACGCAGCCAUACCUCAAAGUCAUGCAGCAGGCGCGCUCUACACUGUCACAAAAGCUUCGGUUUUGCUUUAGCCGUGACCUGAACACCAAAGCUGGCAACCCGGUUAAACAGCUGAGCGGAGCUUCAACUCGCGUCGCCGCCAAAAAUCGGACCCAAUCGCCAGUGGCAUUAUUCUCGCCGAUCUUCAGACGAUAUUCGGACGGCAAACAAAGCACUUUAAAGAAUAUGGCUGAUCAGAAGAUGCUGCAAGCUUCGCUAGAGGAGGGUGAUCCAGAGUUGGCCAAUCUGAUCAAGAAGGAGAAGGAGCGCCAGCUGGAGGGUCUGGAGAUGAUUGCCAGCGAGAACUUCACCUCGGUGGCCGUCCUGGAGAGUCUGAGCUCCUGCCUCACCAACAAGUACUCCGAGGGAUAUCCCGGCAAGCGGUACUAUGGUGGCAACGAGUUCAUCGACUGCGUGGAGCUUCUCGCCCAGAAACGUGGUCGCGAGCUGUUCAAUCUGGAGGAGGACAAGUGGGGCGUUAAUGUGCAGCCGUAUUCCGGAUCGCCGGCCAACUUGGCCGUCUAUACGGGCGUUUGCCGGCCCCAUGACAGGAUUAUGGGACUGGAUCUGCCCGAUGGCGGUCACUUGACCCACGGCUUCUUCACGCCCACCAAGAAGAUCUCGGCCACGUCGAUCUUCUUCGAGAGCAUGCCGUACAAGGUGAACCCGGAGACGGGAAUCAUCGACUACGACAAGUUGGCGGAGGCGGCAAAGACGUUCCGGCCGCAGAUCAUAAUUGCCGGAAUCUCAUGCUACUCGAGACUGCUGGACUACGCCCGAUUCCGUCAGAUAUGCGAUGAUGUGGGCGCCUACCUGAUGGCCGAUAUGGCCCAUGUGUCGGGCAUUGUGGCCGCCGGCUUGAUCCCGUCACCCUUUGAAUACGCCGACAUUGUGACCACCACGACGCACAAAACGCUGCGAGGUCCUCGGGCCGGAGUGAUCUUCUUCCGCAAGGGAGUGCGCAGCACCAAGGCCAAUGGCGAGAAGGUGCUGUACGAUCUGGAGGAGCGCAUCAACCAGGCGGUGUUCCCCUCCCUGCAGGGUGGUCCCCACAACAAUGCGGUGGCCGGCAUUGCAACCGCCUUCAAGCAGGCCAAGAGUGACGAAUUCAAGAGCUACCAGUCGCAGGUCCUCCAGAACGCCAAGGUCCUGUGCGAUGGCCUCAUCGCGCGCGGCUAUCAGGUGGCCACCGGCGGCACCGACGUCCACCUGGUGCUGGUCGAUGUGCGCAAGGCCGGACUGACCGGAGCCAAGGCGGAGUACAUCCUAGAGGAGGUGGGCAUUGCCUGCAAUAAGAACACGGUGCCUGGGGAUAAGUCAGCAUUGAAUCCGUCGGGCAUUCGCCUGGGCACUCCUGCCUUGACCACUCGUGGUCUCGCCGAAAAGGACAUGGAGCAGGUGGUGGCCUUCAUCGAUGAGGCGCUUAAAUUGGGCGCCCAGGCGGCCAAACUGGCCGGCAGUCCCAAGCUGGCCGAUUACCACAAGACCCUGGCCGAGAACGUGGAGGUCAAGUCGCAGGUGGCGGAGAUCCGCAAAUCCGUGGCCCAGUUCAGCAGGAAGUUCCCAUUGCCCGGCUUGAAGAACCUGUAGGUGGACCCACUUCCAUUUUUUCAAUACCCUUUUUAUUGGUAACCUCGCAAAAAGAAACAAACUAUGAA